This is a messenger RNA of Cataglyphis hispanica, 3698 nucleotides long. It is a transcript of the gene Scm, whose product is annotated as polycomb protein Scm. NCBI's taxonomy places the organism in Eukaryota, Metazoa, Arthropoda, Insecta, Hymenoptera, Formicidae. Gene Ontology annotation, biological process: regulation of DNA-templated transcription. The coding region runs from base 315 to 2459 and encodes 714 amino acids. The transcript has 8 exons. Gene Ontology annotation, cellular component: nucleus. The record is from RefSeq and is a predicted model, not a curated record. Gene Ontology annotation, molecular function: zinc ion binding; protein binding.
UUGAAGCAAUAUGGCGGACUGACACAAUAACUUAUAAUGCGGAAUAUAUAGAUUAUUUUGAUUGCACACUGUAUACUCUGCAGCAGAUCAAGUUACAAUAAAUAGAAAAGUCCAUUAGGAAAAAUAUUUUGCUUCUUUUAUACGGGUGUUAGGAGUGGUGACCUGCCUUUGUGUAAGAUUUCGUCACUGUCUCAAUCUUGCAGUGACUUCGAAAUUUAUUUCGAUAUUACAUACGCGAACAUGAUUUUGUCUGGCUAUACUAGUUAGCUUUAGUAGCGAUUUCACUGUUAAUUGUUGUUUUUAUAUGCCGAAACAUGUCGUCUACGCAGAGCAAAAUGCGAGGUCCUGGUCGACCACCAAAAUCAAAGAACUCUUGCACAUGGUGCGGAGAGACAAAACAACCAUUGAAAUAUGUUCUUCCUACUCAACAUGGCAAGAAGGAGUUCUGUUCGGAAACGUGUCUGUCUGAAUCUCGUAAGACUUAUGCACGAGGUGCGUGUGUACAAUGUGACAAUGUAAUCAGAAAUACACCUGUUAGAUUAGAACAAAAGGAUGGUCCAACAAAAGAUUUUUGCUCUUCAUUCUGUUUAAAUGCAUAUCAAAAAAAGGAGAGCCAAACUGACACAAAGAAAAGUAAUAGAGAUCUGACAUCACCUGCACAAUCUCCUGCUCCAUCUGGAUUACCAAGCAGCAGUAAUGUACCAUCGACUACACAAUCUUAUACAAGUACGAAUAAUCACACAACCAUAUCUCAUUCACCAUCAACAUCUACUGGACCAUUUCAAUAUGAAACCUAUCAGACUUUUGAUUGGGAUCUUUACUUAAGAGAAACAAAAAGUACAGCAGCUCCAGUUGAAUGCUUCAAACAGCAUGAGGUGCCGCCAACAAAUGAAUUUAAAAUCAAUAUGAAAUUGGAAGCAUUAGAUCCACGAAACUUAACAUCAACUUGUAUUGCCACCGUAGUAGGCGUUCUUGGACCUCGGUUGAGAUUAAGAUUAGACGGUUCUGAUAAUAAAAAUGAUUUCUGGCGAUUAGUUGACAGUAACGAAAUACAUCCAAUAGGUCAUUGUGAGAAAUCUGGUGGGAUGCUUCAACCUCCGUUAGGCUUCCGGAUGAAUGCUUCCAGCUGGCCAAUGUUCCUUCUAAAAACGUUGAACGGUGCCGAAAUGGCACCAGCAAAAGUAUUCAAACGCGAACCAAAGACACCACGUUCUAAUAUGUUCGAAGUUGGACAUAAAUUAGAAGCUAUUGAUAAGAAAAAUCCUCAACUUAUAUGCACUGCAACUGUCGGUGCAGUUAAAGAUGAUAUGAUACAUAUUACAUUUGAUGGUUGGCGUGGUGCUUUUGAUUAUUGGUGUCGUUAUGAUUCCCGAGAUAUUUUCCCCGCAGGAUGGUGCUUUAAGAGCGGGCACCCGUUACAACCACCAAGACAAAAAUCAACAGGCCCCAACAGAUUUAAAUCCAGAGCUAGUAAUGUUUUGUUAGUAAUGGCAGUUUCUGGAAAUAAUACUAGCAGAGAACCAGCAGUUGCUUUAGUGAGCCCUGCAGGUUCCAGUGCACCACCACAACCAGCUACAGAACCUGAUACUAGUACAGCCAAUAUAAAACCACAUGCACUUGAAAAUGUUACAAUUUAUGUCAAUCAUAACUGUUCCUGUGGACCAUAUUUUGAUCCUCGAAAAGUAAAAGCCAUGCCAGCACAAUUUGGUAUUGGUCCUAUACUAAAUGUUGCAAGAGAAAUUUUUCAAGCGUUUUUAAUGGCAGCCUUGAGUCCUAGACAAAUGUUGAGUUUGUUGAAACGUGGCGAAGGUGAAACGAUAAACUUGACUUUGGAAAGUAAACCUGCCUCUGUUAGAUUACCGAUUUUUCUGGAAGAAGAAGAUUUUUAUAUAUAUAUUAGGCGGCAACUCGAAAAUCUAUGUGCAUGUGAACACAUGUUAGUAAGAAGAAAAGAGGCUUGCAACAAAUGUCCUAGUACGCAACAACAACAAUGUACUAAUAGUGAUGAAGCAAAUAACAUAGUAGCAGAAAAAAGAAGAUGGUCAUCACAAAGUCAACAAAAUUUAACAUCUACUACACAACAACAACAGAGCACUGUACAAAGUACAAAUAAUUCAACAGUGUCUUCUCCUACACCUGCAAAACAAUCUCGCAAGUCUGUUCCUGAACUUGAAGCAGCAACAUCUACUACUCAAUCUACUGAAUCUUCUACAACUCGCAUUCCUUCCACUGAACCAGCAGAAUGGACCAUUGAAGAUGUAAUACAUUAUAUUGCCAUUACAGAUCCAGCACUAGGACAACACGCAGAUUUGUUUAGGAAACACGAAAUUGAUGGCAAAGCUUUACUUCUUCUUAAUAGUGAUAUGAUGAUGAAGUAUAUGGGGCUAAAACUUGGGCCAGCACUUAAGAUUUGUAAUUUGGUAAACCGUAUUAAAGGUAGAAGACAUAUGCUUAUGUGAUUUUCUCACAUAUGAAUAUUUGUAUAAAAUAAUCUGAAUUGAUGCAUUUCUCAAUGGCUGGAUUAGAUUAUGUUUUCAAUAAUGGAAACAAACUAAAAUACAUAGAUUGUUACAAAUGUGAAUAUACAUUGACAAUGGUUUAUUUUCGGAUGGUUUAUUAUCAUAUAGUGACAAUUUUAGAGCUUAAUUAAAAUAAAUUUAAAGUUUAACUUUUGGAUUCUUGUCAGAAGUUCUGUUGUUUCAUUAAUUCAGAAAAGUAUAAGUUUGCAUUAAUUAGUUGUAAUGCAAAUAUUUUUGUUAAUAAAUUUACCAUUGCCCUAUGAGUAUUAUAUAUAGAUUAGCCUAAUUAAAUUCCAUGUACGUAGAUAAGGAGCGAUCAGCGCAUUGAAACUGGUAUACUUACAUAUAUAUGAUCACAAGAAAAUAUUUCCUAUACUUUGUAAAUAGUUUCAUGUGUCAAUAUGUCUUAUCUUAUUUUACAAUUUUUUAAAUCAUAUAUUUUACAUAUAUAUUGUAAACAAAUUUUCCUUCUGAUACUGAUACAAAAUUGUUCAUGAUAUGAAAGAUUAAAAAGUUUUUCUAAUAUUUUACUUUAUUUUCCUUAAUACAUAAAAUAAUUACAAAUACUUAUAGUAUGAUUAUUCGAUAUUGAUGCAACAAUCUAACGUGAUUUAAAAAGUUUAAAAAGAAAAUCUGACUAGGUUAAUAUUUUUUCUUGUAAAAACUGUGGAUAGAGCAUAGAUUUUUGUAACAUUAUAAUUUAAAAGUAAUUUUGAUGAUUGCGAUUAAAUAUAGUUAUUUUCCAAAUACAAUAAUAUACUAGUUGCUUUAUUAUGAUAAUAAAAUUCUCUUCUUAUUAUGGAGAUAAACAUAUAAACGCAUAUAUACAUAUUUUGGAACAUUUUAAAAUUAGAAAAUUAAUUUGAUGUAUAUAUAAUUCUGUCACUGCAAUUCUUAUUACUGUGAUAUUCUGAAUAACUUGUACAGCAAUCUAUCAUAUUUUACAAUAUAUUGCAGUUUAAUAUGGAAUAUAAAGUUACUAUUUUUCUAUAUUCUGUAUAUUACUUUCAAAAAUCUAAUUUAAUUUUUUCUCUUUAUUGUAAAACAAAAAGUGUCAUGUUGUUUCUCUCAUUUGUAAGAUCUUAUGAAUAUAUAAAUAAAAAUUAAACAUUUAUGUUACAAUUCAUUUUAUAUUAUUUUUGUAAUGUUUCAAACAUAAUUUUAUCAUAUAAAUUUUCU